Gaeumannomyces tritici R3-111a-1 is the source of this 2193-nucleotide messenger RNA. RefSeq lists its product as hypothetical. Gene Ontology annotation, biological process: proteasome-mediated ubiquitin-dependent protein catabolic process; protein quality control for misfolded or incompletely synthesized proteins; protein polyubiquitination. The transcript has 3 exons. Bases 592 to 1446 code for a protein of 284 amino acids. NCBI's taxonomy places the organism in Eukaryota, Fungi, Ascomycota, Sordariomycetes, Magnaporthales, Magnaporthaceae. The record is from RefSeq and is a predicted model, not a curated record. Gene Ontology annotation, molecular function: ubiquitin protein ligase activity; protein-folding chaperone binding. Gene Ontology annotation, cellular component: cytoplasm.
ACUAGUUUCACCAGCAUCCAUGUUGUGCCUUGUGCCUUGUCAUCUUGUGCCUUGUUACCUUGUGCCCGACACGCGGCGGUGGGCUGUGGGCGACCUUCUGGAACCUUCCCGAUGCAGGGCUCUGUCGCGUGCAGGUUGACCAAUUGGCCCCAAGUGGGGUGACAAACAUGGUUGCGCAGCGUUCAAUAGCGUGGCGUCAACGGUUUAAACCCCACGUUUCGCGCCUCCGGACGGGCGCGCGCUCGUUUGUCCACCUCGGCGUUUGCGCCCGCCCUGCCUUUGUCCCACGACGCCGACCGAGAAGCAAGCCCGAAACGGAGACCGUCAAUGCCCCAGCGGUCCAGAGUCUACCUCGUCUUGCGGGUGCCGUUCGCAGCCUUGCCUUGGGCUGAUCAACUGGACUGCCAACACCAAUAAGAGCUGACCGAUACCACCCGCUGCCUGACUGGCGCUCCCCGAAUCUGCCGGCGCUCGAACGAACGGGAACAAACGGCGAACGAAUGAGCCGAACUCGCGCAGGAACAAGCGAUCGCCCAACUCGCACGCAAACCCACAUCCACAACCGCUACAACUCAAUAUCGGAUCGACGACAUGGCUGAAGCAACUCGCCUCAAAGAGGAGGGCAACCGCCACUUUCAGCAAGGCGACUUUACUGGCGCCGAGAGCUUAUACUCGCAGGCAAUCAUCCUCGACCCCAAGAACGCGGCGCUCUUCACCAACCGCGCCAUGGCGCGGCUCAAGCAGAGCUUCUGGGACCUGGCCAUCAGCGACUGCGCCGACUGCCUCAAGCUCGCGCCCGACAGCUUCAAGGCGCACUACUACAUGGCCCAGGCCAAGGCCGAGGAGCGCUUCGACCUCGACGGCGCCCUGGCCCACGCCACGCGCGCCCACCAGCUCUGCGUCGCCGCUGGCGACCGCUCCCUGCCAAAGUACGCCGAGCUGGUGCUGCGCUGCAAGAAGGACCGCUGGGAGGACCGCGAGCGCCGCCGCGAGCGCGAGGACGUGCGCCUCGAGGCAGAGGUCCUGGCCCUGCUCGGCCGCGAGCGCGACGGCGAGCUGGAGGCGCUCCGGGCCGAGGGCGGCGGCGGAGAUGACGGCGACGGCGGCGGCGACGAGGCGGUCCGCCACAUGGUGACGGAGGACUAUGCGGCCAAGGCCAAGCAAAUAGCCGACGUAUUUGAGAGGUCGCGAUCCGCCGCCGCAAAGAGAAGGGCCGUCCCGGACUGGGCCAUUGACGACAUUGGCUUCGGUUUCAUGGUGGACCCCGUCAUUACAAAAACCGGCAAGUCGUACGAACGCGCUACCAUCAUGGAGCACCUCCGCAGGCACCCCACGGACCCCCUGACCCGCGAGCCGCUGCGGCCGUCGGACCUGCGCCCCAACAUUGGGCUCAAGCAGGCCUGCGACGAGUUCCUCGACGAGAACGGCUGGGCGGCUGACUGGUGAUCUGUCAGGUCCGCCCAUCCGCCCGUCCCGCGAGUCCCUGCGAGGGUCUCGGAAAGAAGAAAAAACCCCGUUCCAACUCGAUCACAUCGACCUGUCGAACUCAUUUUGGGGGUUCCAUACCCAAACACGACAUAGUGCAGCGCCGGAAAAAGAAGAGCCGAAAAAAAAAAAAUAGCGCGGUUUCGUGUGGACCUCUCCUUUUUUAGCGCUCCCCUUCUGCGUGCGCAAGAGGAGAGGAAAAAGAAACCCUCCCGGUUGGCAUAUAUACCUUGUCUCUUAUAAUGCGUGACCCGGCAUAGUAUGGCGUUCUGGAACAUUCCUUUCUCUGGCGCAUGCUCAGCGUUUGCAGCCUGCUCGAUAUCAUCACUUGGUCCCUUUAUUCUUUUCCAUCAUCUUUCUGCCCCUUUCCCACGACUUAUGACCGUUUUACGCGUGACACGAAUAUCUUACCCCCAUCACCCCUUUGUUCCUUUUUCACGGCAUCAUCAGGACAGAUCACUGUCAGAAUCAAUAUGGCAAAUGGAUGACAUCAAAGCAAUUCUUGGUCCCACGGCACCCAUCCUGUAUUCCCUGGAGCGGCGAAGUGUACAUGUACUUGUAACAAACAGAGAUGCAUCUCUUGAUCAACGAUACAAAACGAUGGCCUUGUAAAAGCAAAAGAUAAAAUUGAAUAAUAGCCAAAAGGAUCAAUAGCGAGAGGACGCGCGAGCAAUGACAAUCCCUUGGACAUGUGAGUUCUGAUUGCCA